CACUCAACGCAGACCGAUACGUUACGUUAGUUAGAGUAGGUAUACGGAUUACAAAUCAGUAUAAAGUGUAUCACCGUUUAAAAUUAUUUAUUGUAUUUCAUAUUUACGGUGUAGUAAACACCGCUAUUGUAAUAAUGUGCAGAUUUAAAUGCAAAUUAUUUGUUACAAUAUUCUUACUACAGAUAAUAGGAAUAUUAUCGUCCAGGAAUUGCCAACAUGAAGAUCCUAUAGUAAGAACAAAAGAAGGUAAAGUGCGGGGAGUCAUCGAUAAACUAGUGGAUGGAUCUACCUACUACAGGUUUAGGGGAAUACCCUAUGCCGUUCCCCCUGUUGGAGAUCUUAGAUUUAAGGCACCUCUGCCUCCACAAUCAUGGCGAGGCGUACGCGAUGCAUCUAACUUUGGAAAUAUUUGCUCCCAAUUCAACCAAACAUACCAAGGCGAUGAAGAUUGCUUAUUCCUGAACGUUUAUACGAAGACACUGCGUAGAAACGCUAAAACCCCCGUCAUGGUUUGGAUCCACGGUGGAUCGUUUUCCCAGGGUUCUGGAAACUUCUUCCUGCCAGAUUUUCUCUUACAACACAACGUUAUUUUAGUCACCCUUAAUUAUAGGUUAGAAGUUUUGGGUUACUUGACUCUUGAUACUCCAGAAGUGCCUGGCAAUGCUGGUAUGAAAGACCAAGUCGCUGCGUUAAGAUGGGUGCAGAAUAACAUAGAGAAGUUUGGUGGUGACCCGAAUUCAGUUACACUUUUUGGUGAAAGCUCUGGAGCCGCGGCUGCCGUGUAUCAUAUGUUUUCACCCAUGUCUAACGGUCUAUUCCACAAAGUCAUAGCUCAAAGCGGGAGUUACGAUUUAGCUCGUCGUGAAGGUGAAAAAGAAAGAGCUUUCAGAGCUGGUAAAGUUCUAGGAAAAGAUACCGACGACCCGCAAGAAUUGCUGGACUUCUUCAGAAGUUUAGAAGCUAGUAAGCUCACCAAUUUAACGUUCGCAACUUUAACUGAUGACGAAAGAUUUAGGGGACUCCCGGCAAAAUUUGUGGCGAAUAUCGAAAAGAAAUUUGCCAAUGUACAACCAUUUAUGGAUGAAGAUCCUACAAAAAUGCUCGUCGAAGGCAGUAUUAAUAAAGUGCCUCUUAUGAUCGGUUACAAUUCAGGUGAAGGUUUAAUUAUGACUCAAUUUCACGCUGCUUUAUUAGACACGUACAAUAAUCAACCUUCAUAUUAUGUUUCCAAAGAGAUUGUGGACAAAAUUUCCGAGGAGCAGCUUACAGAUUUUGGUAAUAGGAUAAAAAGAUUCUAUGUAGGCGAUAGAGAUAUUACUAAAGAUGAUUUGGCUACAAUUCGUGACAUGCAAACGGACAUACAUUUUUCGUAUACGACACAUAGAUUUGCGGACUUGUACAGCAAAUUGAGUUCACAAACCUACAUGUAUAGAUUUGAUGCGGUGACUGAACUUAAUGCAAUUAAGAAUACUCUAAAUAUGCCCAAUGUGGGAGGUGUCAGCCAUGCGGAUGAAUUGUUCUAUUUGUUCUACAACUAUCUGAAUGAGAAGCCUUAUAAAGAGCAGAAGAGAUUAAGAGACCUUGUAUUCAAAGUGACAAAGUUGUGGACAGAUUUUGCGAAAACCAGCAAUCCAACUUCAGGUGGCGUCGAGCCUGUAUGGAAACCUUACACCGUCAGUGGAAAAGAAUUUUACAUUAUAGACGAACAAUUCUCUCACGGAAAAUAUGCUGAUAAAGAAAGGAUGGAGUUUUGGAACAAACUGUAUGAAGAAGCUGGACUGCCUCACAUAUCUAAAUCUUAAUAGUUGAAGUAUUGCAGAUAACUUUAAUAAUUGUUUAAUAAAGUCAAUCUAAGUCUCGUU
Messenger RNA from Bicyclus anynana (squinting bush brown), 1862 nucleotides. Its product is annotated as esterase B1. The record is from RefSeq and is a predicted model, not a curated record. The transcript has 4 exons. Bases 135 to 1802 code for a protein of 555 amino acids. Lineage: Eukaryota; Metazoa; Arthropoda; Insecta; Lepidoptera; Nymphalidae.